Messenger RNA from Dichotomopilus funicola, 870 nucleotides. RefSeq lists its product as uncharacterized. The transcript has 2 exons. The coding region runs from base 1 to 870 and encodes 289 amino acids. NCBI's taxonomy places the organism in Eukaryota, Fungi, Ascomycota, Sordariomycetes, Sordariales, Chaetomiaceae. The record is from RefSeq and is a predicted model, not a curated record. Gene Ontology annotation, biological process: peptidyl-proline hydroxylation to 4-hydroxy-L-proline. Gene Ontology annotation, molecular function: iron ion binding; L-ascorbic acid binding; procollagen-proline 4-dioxygenase activity. Gene Ontology annotation, cellular component: endoplasmic reticulum.
AUGUAUACAUAUAUCAUCGGGCUAAUCCCCGUGCUACUUUUCUUUUACUCACCCAUUGUCGAGCUGUUCUCUUCUCCGUCUCAAAGCCACAGCCCCCCUCCUCGUCAGUUCAACCCAGAGCUUCUCGCCCUAGAGGAGCCUUCCAAUCACACAUGCCCGACUGACACUUACCUUGUUCAUGUUUUUUCUCGGGAGCCACUGGUUCUUUAUGUCGAGAACUUCCUCUCAACUGAUGAACGGGAUCAUUUGCUUGAAAUAAGCGAACCACUUUACAGCCCCUCUACGAUAACCCACGACGGCGGCGGCACCACACACCACGACCGCUCCGUCCGCGAUUCCGACGUCGCGCUCGUCCCGCGGACCUCUACUGUGCGGUGCAUCGAGGAUCGUGCACGUGCCCUCCAGGGAUGGCGCGACGAGGUCUGGAUUGAGCGCCUGCGGGUGCAGCGGUACGGUCCCGGCGGGCACUAUGCUCACCAUUUUGACUGGAACCCUGCGCGCAGUGGAUGGGGGAGAGUGAGUAGCGCGAUGGCGUGGGUUGGAAAAAGUGAAGAAGGGGAUGGCGAGGGGUUGGUGGGGGGAGGGACGGAGUUUCCGUUGUUGAGGGCGGUGGAGAGUGGGAGUCGUUGGUGUCGGUUUGUGGAGUGUGCUGAGGCUAAGGAAGGGGAUGGGCACACGGAUGGUGAUGGGGCCGGCGGCGCGGUAAAGGGGGUUGUGUUCAAGGUAUUACCGGGCAAUGCGGUGUAUUGGGAGAACUUCAAGGCGGAUGGGAGCAGAAGGGGGUUUGAGGAGACAUGGCAUGCUGGAUUACCUGUCCAGAAGGGGGAGAAAGUAGGGCUGAACAUUUGGAGUUGGGGCCGGAUUGAGUAA